Molecule: messenger RNA, 636 nt
Organism: Strongylocentrotus purpuratus (purple sea urchin)
Lineage: Eukaryota; Metazoa; Echinodermata; Echinoidea; Camarodonta; Strongylocentrotidae
Product: proto-oncogene tyrosine-protein kinase LCK-like
Exons: 3
Coding region: 17-253 (78 amino acids)
Biological process (GO): protein phosphorylation
Molecular function (GO): protein kinase activity
Source: RefSeq, a predicted model, not a curated record
AAGGCCAUACCCUAGAAUGACCUUUGACACUGUUCAAACGGAGGUUGCCAAUGGUUAUCAGAUGCCACGCCCUCGCCAUUGUGGACAAGAAGUGUAUACGGUCAUGACUGGUUCUUGGGAGAAGGAAGCUACAAAUCGGAGUAACUUUGAUCAUAUCCUCAAGAGUUUGGAAAGGAUUCUAGAAAAGACUCAUAAUUAUCUGUCUCUCAAUGACUUGGAUGAAGGAUUGUAUGCGUCUACACUCGACAUGUGAAAUUAAGCCGUGUUCGGAUGUGCAGCGGUACUACAACGCAUCUACAUCUUGUAAACCGUACGUUGGUUGGAUAAGUAUAGGGACUUUAGAAGGAAUAACUUGUGUUAAACUUAGCCAAGAAUGCUGAAUCAGACUAGAUCGCAAAUACUUGUAUGAAUCUUGCAUCAAGUAUACGUCUGUUUGAAAAAAAUUGUAUUUUUAAGAUCAUUUGGUAAAAAUGUGUAAAAAAGUUACUUUAAAAAGUUAAGUUUACACUGUCAAGAGGUCGAAAUAUUCUAGAAGACACGAAAUUUGUGAAUAUCAAGGUUAUAGCGGCCGAUCUCAAACAUUCAACAGCAUAUUCUCAUGAUUUUUUUGUCGGUUAUGUUGUGUGUAUAUACUGU